AUGGUGCGGUGCGUGCUGCUGUUUACCGUGCUCGUCGGCAUGGCCUUACCCUUGAUGCCGUCGGUCCGGGCCAUCUGUACUGCGUCGGUAUCGGCCGACCGGGUCGCAGCCUGUGCCUUCAAUCCGCUGCUGCUGCUGGUGGAACGUUCCGGCUGGGUACUGUCGAAGCAGAACUGUGGCGAAACGAUCGGGCCGGAAGCGUUCACCGUACCACCCGUCCUGUACUACGACUACACGGAGCCGGACCAUCUCUACACGGUUGUGUUUGUGGCGAAGGAAAGUGGCCAUCCCGAUCCGUUCGACGGCGGUGAGCGACGGUUCUAUCUGCAGUGGCUGGUGGUGAAUAUUCCUGAAUCGUCCCUCGCACACGGCAUGACAUACAUGGACGGUGACACAAUCGUGGAUUAUCUAUCCCCCGGUCCACGAUCGGCCAACGCUGAUGAGGAUGAUGGGCACCCGACACGCUACGGAUUCUAUCUUUAUGAACAGGUUUACGGUGCGAUCUAUCCUCCGACACCGAGCACUAGGGAGUACUUCAAUUUGGACGGCUGGAUCAGCACAAUCUAUCCCGAGGCUGCAGUCUGCGGUCCGGUUGCAUCGAUCGGGUUCGGAGUUUAGGGGGCGUGCGGCAUCGCCAGACGAGCCGGUACGUAAAUAAGCGCCCAAGUCGGUACGGCAAACAUCUGUGAAGGGGCCCCCACGUGCCACUUACUGUCGCAUGAUGUAGAUCGUGUUGUUGGAAGUAAUCCCAUGUACCCAGAAGCACCAGGAAAGUGUACCGCUGGUCCAGA
Molecule: messenger RNA, 791 nt
Organism: Anopheles gambiae (African malaria mosquito)
Lineage: Eukaryota; Metazoa; Arthropoda; Insecta; Diptera; Culicidae
Exons: 3
Coding region: 1-618 (205 amino acids)
Source: RefSeq, a predicted model, not a curated record